Solanum verrucosum is the source of this 1266-nucleotide messenger RNA. RefSeq lists its product as uncharacterized. The transcript is spliced from 3 exons. The record is from RefSeq and is a predicted model, not a curated record. NCBI's taxonomy places the organism in Eukaryota, Viridiplantae, Streptophyta, Magnoliopsida, Solanales, Solanaceae. Gene Ontology annotation, biological process: DNA integration. Gene Ontology annotation, molecular function: nucleic acid binding. Bases 1 to 1266 code for a protein of 421 amino acids.
AUGUUCCAUCCGAUUUACUAUGCUAGUAAGUCACUGAAUGGAGAACAACAAAAUUACAUAGUCACGGAACAGGAACUACUAGUUGUGGUGUACGCUUUUGAGAAAUUCAGAGCAUACUUGUUGGGCACUAAAGUGAUAAUUCACACAGAUCAUGCAGCUCUGAGAUACCUUAUGGCGAAGAAAGAUGCCAAGCCAAGGUUUAUCAGAUGGGUGUUGCUUCUCCAAGAGUUUGACUUUGAGGUUAAUGAUAGGAGAGGUUGUGAGAACCAGGUAGCUGAUCACCUGUCUAGGUUAGAGGCUGAAAAGAAGGAAAAUCUGGAGUUUGAAAUAAAUGAUGCAUUUCCGGAUGAGCAAGUAUUAGCCACUACUCUUGAUCUUAUUCCUUGGUUUGUUGAUUUUGCUAAUUUUCUCGUUAGUGAUUUGAUGCCUGAGGGGUUGACAUAUCAACAAAAGAAAAGGUUCAUGCAUGAUGUGGGUAAGUACUUUUGGGAUGAACCUUAUCUGUACAGGGUGUGCGCUGAAAACAUCAUUAGGCGAUGUGUUCCUGAAGUGGACUAUGUUUCCAAAUGGGUUGAGGUAGUUGCUUUGCUUGAGAAUGAUGGUAAGAGUGUUGCUGGUUUUCUGAAGAAGAAUAUCUUCUCAAUGUUCGGCACACCCAGAGCUAUCAUCAGUGAUGGUGGUUAUCAUUUCUGCAAUACGGUAUUCAGCUCUCUUCUGGCUAAAUAUGGAGUUAAACAACACAAGGUAGCAACACCUUAUCACCUACAGACCAGUGGCCAAGUGGAGGUCUCCAACAGAGAAAUUAAAGUAAUUCUGGCUAAAACGGUGAAUGCCAACAGGACAGAUUGGGCACGGAAGUUAGAUGAUGCUUUAUGGGCAUAUCGGAUAGCUUUCAAGACGCCUAUUGAUAUGUCCCUAUAUCAAUUGAUCAAUGAGAUGGAUGAGUUCCGUCCUAGAGCCUAUGAGAGGUCUGCACUGUAUAAAGAGAGGAUGAAGUUAUAUCAUGACAAGCAUAUUGAGAAAAUAAGCCUCACUCCUGGUGACUUGGUGUUACUUUUCUACACCAGACUUCAUUUGUUCCCGGAAAAGUUGAGAUCCAAAUGGUCUGGAUCUUUUAAGGUAACGCAUGUGUUUCAGUCAGGUGCUAUUGAGCUGGAAAAUGAUAAGGGCAAAAGGUUCAAAGCUAAUGGCCAGCGAAUCAAGGCAUACUUGGGUGUUCCAGCGGAUGUGAAGAUUGUGGAGGAAUGCAAAUUUGAUGAAGUCUGA